This is a messenger RNA of Paramuricea clavata, 6070 nucleotides long. Lineage: Eukaryota; Metazoa; Cnidaria; Anthozoa; Malacalcyonacea; Plexauridae. The record is from the annotation of a GenBank genome assembly.
AGUGCCCCUCCUACCAUCCUCUCCCAUGUGAUUGACCUGGAAACUUUGACAUCACCCUCAUCACGUGACAUGUUUGAAGAGUUCUUCAGCAACCCUCACCACUGUAUCGUGACAAAGCCUAUGCAUCAAAUACCUAUCCCAACCCCCCUGACAUUGAAAGAUUUCCUAAGCUUAGUGGAUGAACUCAGGACUUGCAGGGAUAAGCAGAUACAUUCAGGGUUAGCAAGAGGUCAAUAUGGAUGGAAUUAUCAAGAAAUAACUCAAGAAGAACUUCCAAUGAAUGUGGUAUGUGAACUAACAGUAGUGAAGAAAAAAAUUAAGAACUAGACUAAACUAUUUAACUCCGAGUGAAUAGCUCCAUAAGUUCUAAACUGUCCUCCCUGGAAGUCGAGGAGGAAAAUAUGCAAUUACGUAUAGGAAACUAAAUUAGAAUUUUUUGUUAAGAUUUUGCUUGGUUGGAUAAAAAAUGGGAAUGGCAAGCUGUAUUUCUGUGAUGGUACCUCAAGUAUUCUUUGUCUUAUUACUGAAAGUGAAGUUUCAGAAACCAUUCAUAAGUGUGAUGCUGGAUGCUUAAUAAACAGGUAAGGCUGGCAUGUCUGGUUAAUUAGUAACUGGGUAUAAUAUCAGACUUGUUUGCUCUCAGUUAGACUCUCCUCCAGCUAGAGCUCCCGUUCAUGAGUAAAAUCAAUGGCAUUGAGCAGAAGUGAAAUUAUAUAUGAAGUAUAUAGGCACAUUUGGGCACCAUUAAAUGAAUGUAAUUCCCCAAAGAAAUUACAUGCACGACCGGAACAUUUCCACACCAAAAUCUAGCACCUUUAACCGGGAUUGAUUUCGAGUCACAUAUGAUCAAUUUAAUUGCAUUCAUGACACAACGUUUCCAUUCGCUCCAGCAUAUACUGUCUGGGAUUAUCUAAGGUUCCAAUGUGGUCUGUUGUAUCCUUGACGAAUGGUUAUGCUAGAUAUCUUAAAUGUUUCCUAAAACAUUACUUCUUACCAUAUUCUAGACAUGAUAUGAACGGCCCAAUUUUACCUCGCACAGACAAAGUUAAACCAAUUUGCCCCUUGCCACAGACAACCCAUCUUGGAGCAAUUCUGAAACUGACGUCGUUUAAAAUUAUUAUUGAAACUUUCAAUGGUUUGGAAACUAUCAGUGAUGAAGAAGCAGAUAAAAGAGAUCCUUUAAGAAACAUAUAUUUGGUAUUUUCAGCACUUGAUGCAAUUAUUAUUGGAAAGGUUCCAGAAUCCGAUACUGUGGUUGUUUCCAAAAAGCAAAAAGUGGAGGAAAGUGUCAAGAAUGACAAGAACAAUGGGCCAGGUUGCAGGUUUGUGUUUCUUGUUAAACACAAAGAAUUACAAGCGGUCCAGUUUAAAAACAGUGCACCCUCGCUCACUGCCUGCGUUCAUGGCUAUAUACUUGCGAAACAUGAUUUGACUUCUCAAACUGACAAUGAAGGUGGUCUGGGGUCACAUCAGGACAAAAGUGGUGAUUUAGGAUCACAAAUUGUCAAGGAGGUUAAAACUGUCACAAAACAAGAACUAACAAUAGAAUUCACAAACAGUUGUUGGUUAGACUUGUUACAUCCAGGAAAGUUUUAUUACAUCAUUGAACUGGAUCACCCGAAUAAAACAUGCCAGAUUGAACAUGCAUUGAAAAGAAAGAUAUCUCUUAUUCCUAUGAGUUCGGAUGUAAGAUUUGAGGAAAUUAAUACUAGAGUAUUGUUAUGUGAUGAUUACAAAGACUGGGCUCUACUGGCUGAACAGUUUGCUGAAAUCAAUAGCGUGAGAAUGUAUCUGUCAAAGUGGGAAAAUAGGAAACCCAAGGAUAUGUUCAAGUAAGUUGCUAUACAUUUACAAUUUAUAAACAUUUGAGUUUACUUGUUUAACCCAUUAAACGUCUAUGACCGGAUGUUUGGCCAACAGAUAUUUGGCCGACAGACACUAGACGGACAGACGUUUGACCAACGGGACCUUUCACCGACAGACAUUUAACCGACAGGACAUUUGGCCGACAAGACAUAUUUAGCCGACAGGACAUUAGGCCAACAGGAUAAUUCACCGACAAGAUAUUUUAUUUCAAAUUUUCUAAAAUAAUGCUAAUGGGUAUAAUGAUGACUUAUUGGAUGACUCAUACAAAUUAAUCGGACUAUUUAGUCCAAUUAAUGACUCAUGCAGAUAUUGUUUCACGGUUUCAUUGUCUCAAAGCACUAACCAACUAAUGCCUUACCUUGCAAGGGUGUGAUUAUGGUUGUCCAGAUGUAGUAAUGCACCAAUAUCGAGUGGAAUAUCAGUAAAUUUCCAUAUUGGAACAGCAGUGCCGUAGCCAGAAUGAUAAUUGGGGGGGGGGGGGGAACAACGUGCAUGAAAAUAUGUCAUGAUUGCAGUUACUAAUAACAAUGCACCUGUUCUCUUCAGAUCCACAAAAUUCCUUGUGUCACUUCGUGGAAUAAUCCUCACACGUGACACAGUCCAUUCGAAUGAUAAGCAGUGCCCCUUUCCAAGCAUACCUAGUGGUCAGAUGUACCUACCUCGGUAUGGACUUAUCUCUGCUGUUCAUGCAUCGGCUCUCGGCCUUGGAUAUUGUUACCUGGGUAACCGAAGUAUGGUAUUGACAGUUCAAGAUAUAUUAACUGCUGACAGUGUCAAAAUGUAUUUGGAUUUUUCAACUCGGAUGUAUCCUAUUGGCUUACUCCCUGGGGCUGUGGUUACAUUUCGACAUUUGCAACAACAUAUAUCAAAACAAGGUCAGUCAAUGUAGAUGAGUAUUAAUCCACUGAGUGACAGCGCUCUCCCUUGUCAAGUAAAAUCAUCUGGCAUUAGACUGAGUAAAAUAACAAAGUAGGAUGCAUUCAGGGAUGGAUUUACUGUGGGUGGGUGCACCCCCUAGCCCUGGCCAGAGGGGGUGCAGGGGGGGGGGGUGCUAUUUUUCAUGAUAAAGCAAAAAAAUAUUAAGAGGCAAAAUGAGAUACAGUAAUUUGAGUAAUAACAUGAUGAUAAGCGAACUGUGAACAACAAUUACAAUUCAAAUACAGCAGUCAAGCAAGACUUUGCAGUAGUCAAGCAAGUUGAUGGGUGGGCGGCACACAUGACUGACACAACUCGGCACCAGAGCUGGCAGAGCACCCCCCCCCCCAUGCUGGAUCCAUCCCUGGAUGCAUUAGAGAACAUAAUACAAUUUAAAGGGUCAACAUGAUGCAUGGGCAGACUGAGUAAAUUUAUAAAGUGGGGCACAUCAGGGUGCAUUGCGACUUUAAGGGUUAAUCCAUUGAGCACCUGUGCUCUCACCUUUGUAGUUGACAAUGUGUACAUGGGUAUAGACCAUACUUCUCAAGGCUUUAGGCAUUAAUUAUUUUUAUUUAAAUUUACAGGAAACCUUUAUCUAACAUUUGAAGCAUGUUCAAGUAUUAGAAUUGAAUCUCUUCCAAUGACCACCAUACCACCAUCAAAUCAAACAAAGAAGAAUUUAUCUCAACACAGCUCGCUCAUUGAAUUGCGUCGAAUCAUAGACUACUUCAAUUUUCAAAGCCAUGGCAAACUGAUCUGCACUUUAUCGUAUGUUUUGUGUCGUAUCAUUGCCAUACAGAAAAUAUCACUUAAAUGGACAUGCUUAAAGUGUGGUCGGCUGCCUAGCAACUGUUAUUGCCACGUCAGUGGAACGACGCAGACAUGGGUAUUCAGUGCUCAAGCAAGGUAAGUUAUACUAUAAAUAAAGUUAUGAAUCACUUGUGUUAAAAGACUAUUAAGAUCACCAUGGCUGGUGUACAAGAUAGUGCAUAUUGUAAAAGGUAGUGCAUGUUAAUGUUGUCAUAACAAAGUUACCCUGAAGUUAUUUUGUACAAUGUAGUGCGGAUGUUAUGCUUACCAUGGUUCAUACACAAUUACAUCUCUUGUGUUCUCUCCCAGAUGACUAACUUCAUUAAGCAUUAGAUCAUGUCGAGGUAGUGCUGGCUGAUGUUCUUGAAUGUAAGGCUGGCCGUAAAGUUAUCUGUACAUCAGAACAGGGCAGGACAGGGGGGUUAACUUCCAAUUUCCUCCAUGCUGGAGGAGUAAUGAAUGUUCUCAGGAAAUGAUCCAUUAUGCUUCAACUCCACCAUAAUUCUGAAUAUUUUAUAUUUCAAAAGUUGUUUUCUUUACUUGCAUAGAUGCCUAGUUGAAGAUGGUACGGGGGAAGCAAUGUUAUUUAUAGAGGAUCAUGACCUGGUCAGACAAAUGUUAUUUCUUAAAGAAUCGACAUGGCUUGAGAUUAAAAACAUGUCAAGAAAACAUGGCGAAGUUUGGUACCAGAGAUCUGCUUAUUGGAAGGUAGGAAACAAGACACAAUCUUAGCGUUACAACAUACUGGGUUAACUUGUCUUAGCAUUGAAUUUAACAAUUUCGAGGCAUUGGAACUGUUUGUUAAAUGUUUUUAUAUGUCGAAAGUAAUUGUUUUGUUCAGAGGAAUGCUUUUGGACAAUUUUCAGAAACUCUGAAGUAUGUUGGGAAUUUUUUUUCAAUUUUUUAAAAAAUUCCUGUGGUCCCCCUUUGAUCAAAACAAUGAUUCUCUGUGAUAAAAACAGGUUUGAAAAAAAUUAGACUUUUUAGUCAAAUGUUAGGGGGAGCACAGGCAAUCAUAUAUUCCCAGUGCCCCCUCCCCCUAUUGUUUUCAUUAUCUUGUCCAAAGGCGCAUGUUCUCAUUCCAAAUGUAUGGGAAAUGGGCGGGUCCAAUUUCUUUCAUCAGAACAAUGAUUUCAAAUAAUUGGAAAUGUUUGUUAUAUGUAUAGAUGUAAAGGAAACACAAGCAUGGUGGUAAUGUAUUUUUAUGUGUUGUUAUUUUAUAGGAUGGAAGAGCUGGUGGUGAUAGCAAGGUUGAUAGGAGGUUAUCUUCCGUGGUUUCUUCACAUAAGCUGUAUCGGAGGAUUAAAAUAUUAUGCAAACAAUUCAAAAUGGCUUCUAUUCAAGGUAUGCUUUACAUGUAUAUUAAAACUGUCUACCAGUGUAGGCAGGAUGAACACCCUCCCUAGCCCUGGCCAGGAGGGGUGCAGGGGGGUGCUAUUUUUCAUGAUAAAGCAAAAAAUUAUCAGAGACAAAAUGAGAUUCAGUAAUUUGAGUAAUAACAUGAUGAUAAGCGAACUGUGAACAACAAUUACAAUUCAAAUACUGUAGCUAGACUUUGCAGUGGUUAAGCAAGUUGAUGGAUGUGUAAAGUCACUGGAAAGCAAUUGCAACGUACUCGUCCGGAAAAAAUGUUUCCCUAAAAAGUUGUCGAUGGGGGGGGAGGUUGUUGCUUUCCGAAAAUUUUUUUUGGCGGAGCACCCCCCCCCCCCUACCAGACCAUGCUGGAUCCAUCCCUGAGUGUAGGUAGUACCAAUGUAGAAAUGCUGUGCUGAGUGGUUAUAUUACUACCUUAAAAAGUAAGCAGAAACUCGACGUUUCGAGCGAAGGCCCUUAGUCAAGAGUUAGUAGCAGGGAUCCAACUACCUCCCUUUUUUAAGGUAGUAAUAUAACCACUCAGCACAGCAUUUUUACAUGUAUACUAUUUGAAAACGAGGAACCAUAAAGCUUUAAUUAUUUAGGACCCCUAGAUUAUCAGUUUUCAAUAAUUAAUUGAUUACAUUAGGGCACCAGUUCAAGUGUUUUUCAAAGGAAGGUAGAAAUGUGAUUAAUAUGGUUGCAUGGGAGGAAGAUAGUAUAAGGUAUAAUGACAAAAUUAGUAAAAUCUAGUAAGAUAAUCGAGAGCAAAAUUAUAAAUUUGACUUAUCAACAUUAUAAUCAUAAAUAUUUAUCAAAAACUUAUCACACAUAUUUAUCUUCUAGGCCAAGAAACAAGAAGAAUCAGAGUCGAUGGCAUCGAACAUACAACAGACAUUUCUCCCAAGACCACUUUGAAUGUUUUGGAAAUUCAUGAGAUUAACUACAGGAAUGAAUUAAAAACAUCGAUUCUGUAUCUCCAGCAAAGACUGUUAAAUAGGUAAAGCUACAUUUGAUAUAUGUUUUAAUACCCUUGAAAUAUCAGUGAAAACACGACCCAAAUAACCCAUCAGAAAUGUCGUUGAAUUUCUACUUGUGACGAGCAUUUUGCCAGUGAAGUAACCCG